Molecule: messenger RNA, 249 nt
Organism: Plenodomus lingam JN3
Lineage: Eukaryota; Fungi; Ascomycota; Dothideomycetes; Pleosporales; Leptosphaeriaceae
Source: RefSeq, a predicted model, not a curated record
AUGGGCCGGCCCCCAACUCUGGACGCACAGUGGUUUGUGGUUCCCAGUACGAAGGUCCGACGGUCCCGCAUCCUGCCUGACGCUGACAACAGGUCCGACGGUCCCGCAUUUGUUAACCAUUUUCAUCAGUCAAAUCUUGAAUCGUACAAGCCCGCUGCUCCAAUCAGUCCAUCAUUGCAGGCUCGCGGACAUACACUUGGCCCCUUUGCGCAACUUGCUUUCUGCUUCCAGCCAACGAUAUUGCUUUGA